AUGGCCGAGAUCGAAUCAGACUCCAUUGGCGUCCACUUCCGGUUCCGGUCAGUCAGCACCUCCAGUAUCAGCAAGGAUCCCAACAACUCCCAGCCAACACCAGCACCGAAGUUGAAGGGCUCCCACACCAGCCUGCUUGCUCAUUUGGGUCCCGCCGCCGGUGCACCCAGACCAGGCACACUUCCGGGUUUCGUAAGUACAGCUCCCCCCACCAACGCACAUCACGCUCGCCCGGAACAUGCCCCCUCCUCUCCCCCCCGGGACACACAAACAUUCCGACGGUACUUCCGGGUACACAGCCCUCCAAAGGCGGGGCAGAGGGGCCGGCAAACGCACUCAUACCCCCCCUCCCCCAGACGCAUAUGCUCCGGAAGCAUGAGCGUACCACAUACGUAA
This is a messenger RNA of Pelobates cultripes (western spadefoot toad), 396 nucleotides long. The record is from the annotation of a GenBank genome assembly. NCBI's taxonomy places the organism in Eukaryota, Metazoa, Chordata, Amphibia, Anura, Pelobatidae.